ACCAAACUUGACAGGAGUUUGUACAACCAGCCAGCCGGCGGUAGCUGAAGGAAUCUGGGGGACACAUCGGGCUGGCCAGUGAGUCAGUGAGGAGUGUUACUCUUGGAUCCAGCCUUCACCUCAGCGGGAACAGAGACUUCUAUCGGCAGUGGAAACGGGAAACCAUGAUGGCAGUCCUGGGCAGCGCCGGUCGCUUGAUCCAAUUUGCCAGGAGCAGCGUCGGUCUGAGUGUAAGGAGACGCUCCACUGCUGCUGCUUUAGCCCAGACUGUGACUCCAGAAACACAGGAGAACAGGAAACCUAAGACAGGCAUAUUGAUGCUGAACAUGGGAGGACCCGAGAAACUAGAAGACGUUCAUGACUUCCUGCUGCGGCUCUUCAUGGACACAGACCUGAUGAAACUCCCUGUGCAGAAUAAGCUCGGCCCAUUCAUCGCCAAACGACGCACACCAAAGAUCCAGGAGCAGUACAGUAAGAUCGGAGGGGGCUCGCCAAUCAAACACUGGACCUCCAUGCAGGGGGAGGGCAUGGUGAAGCUGCUGGAUGAGAUGAGUCCUGAGACAGCUCCUCACAAGUUCUACAUCGGUUUCCGUUACGUUAACCCGCUGACGGAGGACGCCAUCGAGGAGAUGGAGAAAGACGGAGUGGAGAGGGCCGUGGCCUUCACACAGUAUCCUCAGUACAGCUGCUCCACCACAGUGUUUUGCAGAACACAUCAGUAACGAGCUGCUGAAGUUUCCGGAAGAGAAGAGGGACGACGUUGUCAUUCUGUUCUCAGCACACUCGCUCCCUAUGGCUGUUGUAAACAGAGGGGACCCUUAUCCUCAGGAAGUGGGAGCCACAGUUCAGAGAGUCAUGGAGAGACUGGGACACUGUAACCCUUACAGACUGGUGUGGCAGUCCAGAGUGGGGCCCAUGCCGUGGCUCGGCCCCCAGACGGACGAGGUGAUUAAAGGCCUGUGUGAACGAGGGAAGAAAAACAUCCUGCUGGUGCCCAUCGCUUUCACCUCCGACCACAUAGAGACUUUACACGAGCUAGACAUCGAGUAUGGACAGGUGCUAGGGGAGGAGUGUGGAGUGGAGAACAUCAGGAGAGCAGAGUCAUUGAAUGGGAAUCCUCUCUUCAUGAAGGCUCUGGCAGACCUGGUCCAGUCCCACCUGAAGUCCAACCAGCCCUGUUCCCGCCAGCUGACCCUCCGCUGCCCGCUGUGCACCAACCCCAUCUGUGGAGAGACCAAGGCCUUCUUCGCCAGUCAGACACUCACAUAGAAACGCAGACACACUCUGGGGCCCUUCCUGCAGCAGUGCUACCUGUGAACGAACUGAAGGCCUUCUCCAAUAACCAGAAGGCUCCUACACACACAAACACACACCGUCCCUCCAGCAAGAGUGUCAGCUACAUAGAAAGCAUAACAUGAAGAACUUUCCAAAUGGUUUCUGUAAAUAUAUUUCAAUGUUUGUUUUAUUGUUCCUACAUGGUGGACGGGGGGAGUUAAAUUUAUCUUUAUGGGAAAAUAAAAAUGCAUUUUGUAAAUCAUACUUUAAUAAUCUGAGGAAUAGGCAGACAGUACAAUUCAUUUGUUUUGGUCCUCUUAUGGGAUUUGUAGGCAUUAAGAAUAACAGACUUUUAAAUGGAUCAAAAUAAUUACUAUAUGAUUUAAAAAUAUGUAAAUAGCAUCAAUAACACAAAAUAGUGAUCAAAACUUAAAAUGAACCUGCUGGCAGUAAUAUGCCCUUAACACUCACUUCAGAUUACCUGACUAUUCUGGAUUCAGUAAAUAUCUCCCAACCGCCACACCACACAGAUUAAAACAAACGCCCUUGUAAGGGUUUGCAGAUUCCAUUUGGUGAAAGUCGAUAACUGACACUGCGCGCAUCACAUCAAAGCUCCAGGAAAGAAAAGCCUUGCACUAUUUUUUUUUUUGCUUUGUUUUGUUAUUUUUGUGUUUUUUAUGAUUACAGCUCCCUUGCAAACAUUCCAUUCACUUAGCCCGUGCAAAACCACCCCGUUUCUCUUCUUGCUGGUGCUAAAUGAAUAACAGUCAUUCUCGAUAACAACAUCACACACAAGGGAUCUGGUUGGUUGGCUGUUUCUCCCCCCACCGCCUUCUCAUCUGUCGCUUCGCGCCAUUGGCCCACCAGUCCACCCAUCCUGCUGCAAUCCUUACAAUGUGAUUGGAGGAUGUUGGCGCGCCUUAAAGUGCUGCUGCACGGUCACACAUUCGCAAACACAUGCGCUCAACCACACACACAUCUUUGCUAUUGGUUGAGGCUGUGACUUAGCCGGUCAUAGGUCGCCUGAAUCUGAACUCCACGCGAAGAAAAGCUGCAAAUUUGUGCAUGUGUGACCGUACCCUGUGAGAGGGAAAAAAAGAGCGAUUUAGAAGGAAUUGCACGGCUACUUUAAGGAUUCAAGAGAUUUACCUUUUGCUGUAUCAUGAUAGAUUUAAGUUAUUAAAUCCUGCAUCUAUUCUAUGUUGGUGCUGUACAGAGUUACAAGAGCUAAAAAAGACAUUAGUGAUUUCCACUAUAAACCAGAGUGCAGCUGUAGGCCAGCUUAACAAAAAAAAGCAUCUUGGGUCGGAACCUCUCAGGGUGUCAUGAAAUAAUUUUUGGGGUAUUGUGAGAUGGUUUACACAAAAUAUGUUAUUACUAUAGAAAUUCAUUAACAUGUUUAUUUUUGUACUCUGUUUAUUGCUUUUUUCUGCUGUAUUAUAAAUACGUUGUUGCUAAUAGAUAGGAAAGGAAGUGGACAAAGUAAAGUAGUAGCUGAGUUAAAACCAAGUGAGUUAUGUUUUUGCAGUAAAAUAAAAUAAAGAGUGCAGUAAACAGUUCUGUAAAUAGCUCUCCUACUCUUGUGAUCAAAAGCAUUACUCUGAAGCUCAAUUCUGAGGUUGUUUUGUAAACUGUUUUCUAAUAAAUAUAGUAAUUUAAAUUUUAGGCUUAAAUGAUCAGCUUCAGACUAACCACGCCCACUUCAGGUGUAGGUACCACCCACAACUGGUUUAAGCCCCGCCCACUCUGAGAGCAGAUACGAAUAUAGAUAAUUUAGUUGGUUAAACAGAUGCAAUCAAUAGAGUACUCACUCAUCCCUACUAGCUAACCAGUGACUUGACAUUUUGAUAUAACAUGGAAGAAAAGUACACCUGUGCUAAUGUUAGCAAGCAAAGCUACUAGCUUCUGCUUUCCGAGUGGAAUACACACUAAAGAUUACAAUGGGUCCUCCAUAAAUCGCUAAUGGUUGAUAGCUAACGCUACGUCGACUUUCGAACCAUGGAAGUCGGCAGGGUGUGUCAGAUGUCUGUCAACUGAUGUUGGAAACGCCCACUCGGAGGUUUGAUCCUGUUUCAACAAGAAUGUCAGAGAAAAGUGAAGGCUGCAUCCAUCCUCAGUGACACGGAUGAUUUAUUUUUAGGAUACACAUUGUUAAACACUGUGUACGGAUUUAAAAACAGCAUGACAGAGUUUCCUCAUGAAUGUUUUAUUUUCCCUGCAAUCUGCCCCCCCUCCCGUGGCGUCUGUAGUUUCCUCUUUGAAUCCUCUCUAAUUAUUUAAUAAGUCACUUAAAGUCAUUUUGAGCCCCUGAGGUAAUUAUGUGCAGAUACUACUUUUCAUUACCAAUACUGAUUUAAUACUUUGAGUUAUCAAUGUCAGAAUAGAUGUUUGAUUUGAUUAACAUAUUUAGCAUUUAGGGGAGGCCUUCUGUUCCAUUACUGUGAGCACACUGUAUAGGCGAUAAGUUUUUAUAUUUAAUUUAUAUGUCACAUCCUUGUAGGUGUGUAAUAGCAGAAAAUAAAGUUGCUUUAGUGGGACUGCGAGUAAAAUUCAAUGAUGCUGGAAUUCUUUUACAGUAUACUGUGUAGAGAAGUAGCAGAGAUGUGUGACAUACGUCAAAUGUGGGAUUAGAGUUUAGUUUGAAUAUCGAUUGACUUCUGUCUGCCUAAACUUCAAUGCAGAUCAUUACUUUUUUUAUCCGCUCACAUCUCCGUCAUCACAGUGCAGUAACUAAAUGUGAAAAACCUACGUUAAUUAGUCUGUAGGUUGAAUUAAAGAAUGCUUUAUUUUGUUUCACCGUCGGUUGCUAAAGCUGCAGAACAUGUCUUGAAGGUCACAAGUUUGAUUCCCCCAUUUGCUCGGUAUGAGACUCCCUAAUAAUGUGUAAAUGUCAAUAACACCUGACACUUUUAAUUGGGGGUAACUUGACCUUUGACCACUGACCCUGUUCCUCCUUUGCUGUUUCUAUCCUGUAAUGCCAUGAUAACGUGCCUUUUACACUGGCUAACUAGAAAUACUGGACUUGUGCUUUAUGUCAGUUUUACACAUGCUUAACCAAAAUGCUGACAGGAAAAACCCUCCCUGAAACCAUUUCCAUGUGCCUGCUGGGAUCGGGGCCAUCGACAGCUCUCUCCCCAUGUUGAAACCCAGAAAAAAAGACCUUCAUUGAGGUGUUUCAUACUCCCAACUGUCCACAUGAACUCAGACGUGUACAGGUGUAGCUAGCUAAUAGUGAGCUAGCUAGCGAGCUAAGAAGCACUUACUUUUCACCUGCUCAGUGUGCCACUCUUUCUUUUCACCAGGUACACUGUCGUUGAUGACUUCUGUAAACCGUGGCAGGCUGCAUACCACAACUUCGCUGAUGGAAAGAAAGCUAUCGCACAUUUCUGACAGCUAAAAUAUCUUCCAUAUGUAACAUGAUAAAAAGCUUUUUAGCUGGCUUCUAGGUAGCGCUGUUGUAGUGCUCACUCAAUAGCUAGCGCAGACUUUUUGAUAGUCUGAGCUUGAAGAUAUUGUUGCGUGAAGACAUUUGAGACCUUUAGCAUUUCACUUUGGGAGGAGCUCGUCACUAACUCAGAUCAGCCUUUUUCCAGUCAGUACAGACAAUGUACACAAUACCUAAGGCUAGAAAUUGCUGCUUUUGGACGCGGUUGCCAUUGACUACCAAUGAUAAGUAAAUUAAAUUCAAAUUUUCUUCAUAUGUAGUUUUAUUGGCCCUCUUACCACAUGGCAUCACUGGUAACCGCCAACAACUCUUACAUGAAUUGUACAGUUUUAGUUGGUACAUUUGUCUGCUUCCACUGUGUAUUGCAUACAGCAAUGCUCUUUACAACAAUGAUGUGCUCUUCCACAGUUUUGAAAAGGGAUGAUUUGGUUUUUGAGGAAUACACAAACUCCAGGACACUUGUUUUGUGUCUCUGUGUGCAUAACUGAAGAGACGUUAAAUGGUAACAUUAGCAUAGCUCAGCUCAAUAACUGGAUGUUUGCAAUUGAGCUAAUCUAAGCCAAUCUCGACGUUCUAUGAUACCUUCAAAUGGCAGAUUCUAUCAGUAAGAGAAAAGUCUUUUUAAUACAACUAUCACUUGAAGGGAGUCCAAUUUGAGCAGAAACGGCACAAUGUUUCAGUCACAGCAGGAUAUGCUAAUGUCUGUGACAGGAGGGUUUUUCCUCCUACAACAUGUUUUUUCUGGUGUUUUUUUUAUUAUCCUCUGCGUCAGUUUUCAACUGCGUUUGUAAGAAUUUUGCUGUGUGUGUGUGUUUAGUUGAACAUUGCAUUGCGCAGGAUUUGUACGCUACAACGUUUGUUGCAGCUCCAGCAUACGUUUUUUUGUUCGAUUUAUUUAUUUUUGUUCUUUUAAUGAGUUCUAGACCACAGAAACCAUUCGUCUCCACUGUUUGAACUUUUUUUUUUUAUAUUUGGGAGACAUGGUAUUAACAGUGCGAUUACACAUAAUUACGAGUCUUCCUUCAAAAUAAAAACAAUAAAAAGGACUGGUGUGAGAUGAAA
Morone saxatilis (striped sea-bass) is the source of this 5782-nucleotide messenger RNA. It is a transcript of the gene fech, whose product is annotated as ferrochelatase. Gene Ontology annotation, molecular function: protoporphyrin ferrochelatase activity. The record is from RefSeq and is a predicted model, not a curated record. Gene Ontology annotation, biological process: heme biosynthetic process. Lineage: Eukaryota; Metazoa; Chordata; Actinopteri; Moronidae.